CUCUCUGAAAAAUGUUUAUGGCAAAACAGAAUGUAGAACUUGGUAUCGGUGUAUUUGCUUUUCUCAGAUAAUACGGUAGAGUUUGGUUUGUUCAGCGUACUUGAAUACUUUUGUUGUAAGAUACAAUUUAAAUUUUUAUACGAAUUAUUUGUCGAUUAAAGUAUAAAAAUAGCGUCACUACACAUCGGGAAAAAUGCUCAAAAUGUUAGCAUAGGCGAGGUAUCACGCUUAGGAUACGAAUUGUUUUUACGUAAAAUAUGAAGCUCUUAUCGGUUUAAAAAUCUUCACGGGAUUAUAGUUAUUGAAAUAUUGCUUCGAAGAAUUUGUCAUAAUUAAAUUAUUUCUCUUCGAAUUGUAUUGGUCGGGAUUUCUCGAAGUGACUUCACAUUUCUCUACAAAGCAAAAUAUGUCUAUUACUAAAGUACGAUUCUCCAGGCUUAAUUCACGCUCACGAUGAUUCGAAAAUUUGUUCUUCAUUAUUAGGACUAUGACGUUGGCAAAUGGAAACACUGACUCAAGCCUUCAUACAGCGCUACUUCACGAAGUAGCAAACUGCUCAAAUUAUGUAUUAGUGAAAAUCAGAUUCCUAGUAGUUUCAGUGUUUCGCUACUAAGUGGAAUGGCGCUAUUUUGAAAUUUUGAACAGCAACAUGUACAUGUUGUCAUCAGUAGAGGGUUAAUAAGAUCGAACAGUUUCGCAGAAGUAAUUUAGAGGUGAUGUAAUACGGAAUUCAAAACUCUUCUAUGAUUUCCAAUCUGAAAUUCCUUUUUUUAACAUUUUCUGUACAUUGAUUACACGUGCUUACUAACAAUAGUAUUGAUAUACACAUUACAACAAUAGCAAACACUGCAGUAGAAGACAAAGAAUUGUUUUUACUGAAAAAUGUAUAAGAAAAUUUUAGCACAUUAUAACAAAAGAAGAGGAAUAAAGAACUUACCCGAAAUUGACCCAGAACGAGAUAUGCUAGAUUACUGUUAUCCUGAUCCAGAAUUCUUAGAAGUGAUCAGAAGUUUGCAGAAACUAAAUUUGUAUGCGACAAAUAUAUACCAAGACUAACGCUGGAAACAAUAUUGAACGAAAGGAUGGAGUUUAUGGAAAGAUCUAUAAUAAAGCAACUAGCAACAAUGAUCAAGGAACUUGAUUUAAAUAAGCAGAAAUUAUUUCAAUUAAAAAUCAGAGAAAAAACAAUAAUUCAUCGAAUUAAGAAUUCACAGAAUUACGUAGAGUUACAAAUCUUGAAUAUAAAAAAUACUAUUAAAUAUGAAAAUUUUAAGCAAGUGGAAAAUGCUCUAUCUCAACUAAACAUUCUUUUACAUCAAUAUGAUGUAUUAUGCUGUGAGAAUAUAGCUCUUGCCAGGACACCCGAAGAAUGGGAACAAUCUUCUGAUAUCAUAAAAUCCUGCUGUGGCAUUUUAAAGUCUAUUGUAGAUAUAAUUGAAUCUCAUAACAAAUCUUAUCAAAUUAUUAAUGAUAAUAUUAAAGAUUUCAUGAAUACCUUUGGUAUUGUUAAAGAUUGUCACAAAAGGUUCGAAAAAGAUAUUAAUGAGCUACAAGCUCUUGUACUGAAAACUGGAGCUUCGUCUUCAAUGUGAAGAUGUAAACAAAAUAUGACCAAUAAAUUGAAUUCAGUAUCAUAGCAUUACAUUUUUUUUAGUGUGAUAUUACAACUUUGUGUAUGUAAUAAAUAUUACGACAUCGUAUUUA
Molecule: messenger RNA, 1704 nt
Organism: Megalopta genalis
Lineage: Eukaryota; Metazoa; Arthropoda; Insecta; Hymenoptera; Halictidae
Source: RefSeq, a predicted model, not a curated record